GCCGAUGUCACACUGAUGCUUCCUCGCCAGGAGUUUGCUCGGGGCCAGGAUGGUGGGCUUGAAGGUGCAGUGAGCAAAGAGGGCUGGUGGCAGGGCCUGGGGGCCUGCAGGCUGGGUCACCACAUCCACAUCCGCGAGGCCACCGUCCUGGACUGUCCCCACUGUGGCAGGAUGCGGCGGGUGCUCAGCCCUGUGCCGGCCUGUUCCCGCCUGACUGGCAAGAUCACUUUCCCCGCCAGACACAUGACUUCUGACACAACCAGUUUCCCCAUAAACCCCCGGGGCAGGGCAGGUGGAGGCCGUGACUUGGGGUUGCCAGGGUCAUCCCAGAAGGGAGCAGAAGGCGGGGCUCCCCCACCCCAGCAGCUGCCCUCAGUGGGUCAGAGGAAAAUCGAGCCCUGGAAACUCACCCGGAACCUGCUCUUCGGAGGAGACAAUGAGCCCUGCCCGGUCAGCCCAGGGAAGGAUAUGGAGCCCACCGGCCCGGCGCUGCCAAGGGAUGAAGGGCCGCCAACCCCAGGCUCUGCCACGAAGGUGCCACCGGCAGAGUACAGGCUGUGCAAUGGGUCCGACAAGGAAUGUGUGUCCCCCACAGCCAAGGUCACCAAGAAGGAAACUCUCAAGGCACAGAAGCAGAACUACCGGCAGGCGAAGAAGCGCGCCACCAAGCAGCUGUUCAGCGCCCUGACAGACCCCAGCGCAGUCAUCAUGGCCGACAGCCUGAAGAUCCGGGGGACUCUGAAGAGCUGGACCAAACUGUGGUGUGUGCUGAAGCCGGGGGUGCUGCUCAUCUACAAGACCCCCGCGGUGGGCCAGUGGGUGGGCACCGUCCUGCUGCACUGCUGUGAGCUCAUCGAGCGGCCCUCCAAGAAGGACGGCUUCUGCUUCAAGCUCUUCCACCCGCUGGACCAGUCCGUGUGGGCCGUGAAGGGCCCCAAAGGCGAGAGCGUGGGCUCCAUCACGCAGCCCCUCCCCAGCAGCUACCUGAUCUUCAGGGCCGCAUCCGAGUCGGACGGCCGCUGCUGGCUGGAUGCCCUGGAGCUGGCACUCUGCUGCUCCAGCCUCCUGCGACUCAGUGCGUGCAAGCAGGGCCGUGCCGGGGAGCCUGGGUCCUCGCCCGAUGCGUCGCCCCCAUCGCUCUGCGGGCUGCCCAUCAUGGCCACCAACCACGACCAGGACCUGUACCCACUGAAUGGGUGCUCCCUGGAGAACGACGCUUUCUCUGACAAGUCGGAGAGAGAGAAUGCCGACGAGUCUGAUAGUGAGGCCCAGGACCUCGGCCGGAAGACCGCGGAGAGCGGGGGUGACCCGCCGGAGCCCCUGGGGCGGCCGGGGCACAGAGGGACCACAUACGUGCAGCAGUGCCUGGAGGAGCUGGGGGAGCUGGACCAGGCAUCCCAGGUGGAGACCGUGUCCGAGGAGAACAAGAGCCUGAUGUGGGUGCUGCUGAGGCAGCUGCGGCCGGGCAUGGACCUGUCCCGCGUGGUGCUGCCCACCUUCGUCCUGGAGCCCCGCUCCUUCCUCGACAAGCUCUCCGACUACUAUUACCACGCCGACCUGCUCUCCAGGGCAGUGCUGGAGGACGACGCCUACAGCCGCAUGAAGCUCGUGCUGCAGUGGUACCUGUCCGGCUUCUACAAGAAGCCCAAGGGGAUCAAGAAACCCUACAACCCCAUCUUGGGGGAGACCUUCCGCUGCUGCUGGGCCCACCCUCAGACCAACAGCCACACCUUCUACAUCGCAGAGCAGGUGUCCCACCACCCGCCUGUGUCUGCCUUCCACGUCAGCAACCGGAAGGACGGCUUCUGCAUCAGUGGCAGCGUCACUGCCAAGUCCCGGUUUUACGGGAACUCACUGUCAGCUCUGCUGGACGGCAAGGCCACACUCACAUUCCUGAACCGGGCAGAGGAUUACACCCUCACCAUGCCCUAUGCCCACUGCAAAGGAAUCCUCUAUGGCACCAUGACCAUGGAGCUGGGUGGCAGAGUGACCGUCGAGUGUGAGAAGAACAACUUACAGGCUGAGCUGGAAUUCAAGCUCAAGCCUUUCUUUGGGGGCAGCAUGAACAUCAACCAGGUCUCGGGGAAGAUCGCGUCGGGAGAGGAGGUCCUGGCACGUCUCACUGGACACUGGGACAGGGAGGUGUUUAUCAAGGAGGAGGGCAGAGGAAGCACGGAGCUCUUCUGGAACCCGAGUGGGGAGGUCCGCGGGCAGAGGCUGAAGCGGCACACGGUGCUGUUCAAGGAGCAGACGGAGCUGGAGUCAGAGAGGCUCUGGCAGCAUGUCACCAGGGCCAUCGCCGAGGGGGACCAGCACAAGGCCACGCAGGAGAAGUUCUCACUGGAGGAUGCACAGAGGCAGCAGACCCGGGAGCGCCAGCAGAGCCUCACCCCCUGGAAGCCACGGCUGUUCCACCUGGACCCUGCCACCCAGGAGUGGCACUACCGAUAUGAGAACCGCAGCCCCUGGGAUCCCCUGAAGGACAUCGUCCAGUUUGAGAAAGAUGGGGUCCUGCACACCCUGCAGCGAGGGACUAUGGCCCCCCAGACCUCCUUCCUGGGCAGCCCAGAGCCCAGACACCAGGGGCCUGGCCCAGAUCGGCGGCUCCGCAAGGCCAGCGACCAGCCCUCCGGCCACAGCCAGGUCACCGAGAGCAGUGGCUCCACGCCCGAGUCCUGUCCAGAGCUCUCAGAUGAGGAGGAGGAGGACGGGGACAGGGACUUCAUUCCUGGCAUUGAGAGCCCUUGCCCUCGGUGUGGGAAGGAGGCGCAGCGGCUGCAGGCUCUGCACGAGGCCGUCCUGUCCCUCCGGGAGGCCCAGCAGGAGCUCCACAGGCACCUCUCGGCCAUGCGGAGCUCCACGGCGCGAGCCUGGCGGGCACCUGCCCCAGGCCUCCUGCAGAGCCCCCGGUCCUUGUUCCUGCUCUGCGUGUUCCUGGCAUCUCAGCUGCUCAUUAACUAUAUCUUCAAAUAGGAGCCCUUUGCAGGCAGCGUGGGCAUCGCUUGCAGAAAGUGGCCAGCUGCAGCCCUCCCUCCCAGGCACCCAGCACUUUAAGCCAGCCCCAGGGAGGCAGGGAGACCCAGCGAGCAUGGCCACUGUGGACAGGGGGACCCACGGAGGGGGACCCA
Molecule: messenger RNA, 3128 nt
Organism: Manis pentadactyla (Chinese pangolin)
Lineage: Eukaryota; Metazoa; Chordata; Mammalia; Pholidota; Manidae
Gene: OSBPL5
Product: oxysterol binding protein like 5
Exons: 22
Coding region: 16-2973 (985 amino acids)
Biological process (GO): phospholipid transport
Cellular component (GO): cytosol; membrane; intracellular membrane-bounded organelle
Molecular function (GO): sterol binding
Source: RefSeq, a predicted model, not a curated record